Dovyalis caffra is the source of this 1467-nucleotide messenger RNA. NCBI's taxonomy places the organism in Eukaryota, Viridiplantae, Streptophyta, Magnoliopsida, Malpighiales, Salicaceae. The record is from the annotation of a GenBank genome assembly.
AUGGGAGGUAGGUGCUCCAAAUUAUCACUUUGUUGGUGGCCUUCCCAUCUCAAAUCAAACCUCAACUACUCCUCUGAUCUUGAGAAUGGGGAGUUAUUGCCUGGUGGGUUUAGAGAGUACAGUUUGGAGCAGCUAAGAGCUGCCACUUCAGGGUUCAGUUCGGACAACAUAGUAUCAGAGCACGGAGAGAAAGCUCCCAAUGUAGUUUACAGAGCGAAGCUUCAAGAAGAUGAUCAAUGGAUUGCUGUUAAACGCUUUAACAAGUCUGCUUGGCCUGAUUCUCGCCAAUUCCUUGAGGAGGCUAGAACAGUGGGGCAGUUAAGGAAUGAAAGAUUGGCCAAUUUGAUAGGGUGUUGCUGUGAAGGAGAGGAGAGGUUACUUGUUGCUGAGUUUAUGCCUAAUGAGACUCUCUCUAAGCAUCUAUUUCAUUGGGAGAACCAGCCGAUGAAAUGGGCUAUGAGGUUGAGAGUGGCUCUUUAUUUAGCGCAAGCUUUGGAAUACUGUAGUAGUAAAGGAAGGGCCUUGUACCAUGACCUUAAUGCUUAUAGAAUUUUAUUUGACCAGGAUGGAAAUCCGAGGCUCUCAUGCUUUGGCCUAAUGAAGAAUAGUAGAGAUGGAAAGAGCUAUAGUACGAAUCUGGCAUUCACUCCUCCUGAGUACUUGAGAACUGGAAGAGUGACACAGGAGAGUGUGGUUUAUAGCUUUGGCACCCUAUUGCUUGAUCUUCUCAGUGGAAAACAUAUCCCCCCAAGCCACGCACUUGACCUUAUACGUGGAAAAAAUUUUGUGAUGCUGAUGGACUCUUGUUUGGAGGGUCAUUUUUCAAAUGAUGAUGGAACUGAACUGGUGCGUUUAGCUUCACGGUGUUUACAGUAUGAAGCUCGCGAGAGGCCCAAUGCAAAGUCUCUUGUCACUGCUCUCGCUCCUCUUCAAAAAGAAACUGAGGUUCCGUCCCAUAUUUUGAUGGGUAUUCCACAUGGAACUCAGUCCCCAAAGCAAACAAUGUUGUUGACACCUCUAGGUGAAGCUUGCUCAAGAUUGGAUCUUACUGCAAUACAUGAAAUGCUAGAAAAGGUGGGAUACAAGGAUGACGAGGGAAUUGCCAAUGAGCUUUCCUUCCAAAUGUGGACAGAUCAGAUACAGGAAACGCUGAAUUGUAAGAAACGUGGUGAUGCUGCCUUUCGCGCUAAAGAUUUUAAUACUUCCAUUGAUUGUUAUACUCAAUUCAUAGAUGGCGGGACCAUGGUAUCUCCAACUGUAUUUGCUAGACGCUGUUUGUGCUACUUGAUAAGCGACUUGCCACAACAAGCCCUUGGAGAUGCUAUGCAAGCUCAAGCAGUCUCUCCUGAGUGGCCCACUGCCUUCUAUCUUCAAGCUGCUGCCCUCUUUAGCCUUGGGAUGGACAGUGAUGCACAGGAAACUCUAAAAGAUGGCACAUCUUUGGAAACCAAAAAUCAUAGAAACUAA